GUAGGCUCUUGCAGCCAAUGCUGGAACAGGAUUUGCUGUUGCUGAGCCUCAAAUUGCAAUGUUUUGUGGGAAGUUAAAUAUGCAUGUGAACAUUCAGACUGGGAAGUGGGAACCCGACCCAACAGGCACCAAGAGCUGCUUUGGAACAAAAGAAGAGGUUCUUCAGUACUGUCAGGAGAUGUAUCCUGAGCUGCAGAUCACCAACGUGAUGGAAGCAAAUCAGCCCGUCAGUGUCGACAACUGGUGCCGUAGGGACAAAAAACAAUGCAAAAAUCACAUUGUUAUACCUUUCAAGUGUCUUGUGGGUGAAUUUGUAAGUGAUGUUCUGCUAGUUCCAGAAAAGUGCCAGUUUUUCCACAGAGAAAGGAUGGAAGUAUGCGAGAAUCAUCAGCACUGGCACACUGAAGUCAAAGAGGCGUGUUUGACUCAGGGAAUGACCUUGUAUAGUUACGGCAUGCUGCUGCCUUGUGGGGUAGACCAGUUCCAUGGCACUGAAUAUGUAUGCUGCCCUCCAACAAAGAUUAGUGACUCUAGUGACUCUCUUGUGUCAAAAGAAGAGCAAGAAGAGGAUGAGCAUGAGGAUGAUGAUGAUGACAAUGAGGACGAAGAAGACUAUGAUAUUUAUAAAAGUGAAUUUCCUACUGAACCAGAUUUGGAAGACUUCACAGAAGCAGCUGUGGAUGAGGAUGAGGAGGAAGGGGAGGAAGUGGUGGAAGACCGUGAUUAUUACUAUGACACCUUUAAAGGAGAUGACUACAACGAGGAGAACCCCACUGAACCCAGCAGUGUUGGUGCUAUUUCAGACAAGGAAAUUGCUCAUGAUGUUAAAGCUGUCUGCUCCCAGGAGGCGAUGACGGGGCCCUGCCGGGCCGUGAUGCCUCGUUGGUACUUCGACCUCUCCAAGGGAAAGUGCGUGCGCUUUAUAUAUGGCGGCUGCGGCGGCAACAGGAACAAUUUUGAGUCUGAGGAUUAUUGUAUGGCUGUGUGUAAAGCGAUGAUUCCCCCAACUCCUCUGCCAACCAAUGAUGUUGAUGUGUAUUUUGAGACUGCUGCAGAUGACAAUGAACAUGCUAGAUUCCAGAAGGCUAAGGAACAGCUAGAAAUUCGACACCGCAACCGAAUGGACAGGGUAAAGAAGGAAUGGGAAGAGGCAGAACUUCAAGCCAAGAAUCUCCCCAAAGCAGAGCGGCAGACUCUCAUUCAGCACUUCCAAGCUAUGGUUAAAGCUUUAGAGAAGGAAGCAGCCAGUGAGAAGCAGCAGCUUGUGGAAACCCAUCUGGCUCGAGUGGAAGCCAUGCUGAAUGACCGCCGGCGGAUGGCGCUGGAGAACUACCUGGCGGCCCUGCAGUCUGACCCACCGCGACCUCAUCGCAUUCUCCAGGCCUUGCGGCGCUAUGUCCGUGCUGAGAACAAAGAUCGUCUGCAUACCAUUCGUCAUUAUCAGCACGUGUUGGCUGUUGACCCGGAAAAGGCAGCCCAAAUGAAAUCUCAGGUGAUGACACAUCUCCAUGUGAUCGAAGAAAGGAGGAACCAGAGCCUCUCUCUGCUCUACAAAGUCCCUUAUGUAGCCCAGGAAAUUCAAGCAGAAAUUGAUGAACUCCUUCAGGAACAGCGAGCAGACAUGGACCAGUUCACUGCCUCCAUCUCAGAGAGCCCCAUGGAUGUACGGGUGAGCUCUGAGGAGAGCGAAGAGUUCCCGCCGUUUCACUCUUUCCAUCCCUUCCCACCCUUGCCUGAGAAUGAAGACACUCAGCCGGAGUUGUACCACCCAAUGAAGAAAGGGUCAGGAGUAGGAGAGCAGGACCGAGGACUGAUCGGUGCAGAAGAGAAAGUGAUUAACAGUAAGAAUAAAGUGGAUGAAAACAUGGUCGUUGAUGAGACUUUGGACGUAAAGGAGAUGAUUUUCAAUGCCGAGAGAGUUGGAGGCCUGGAGGGAGAGCCGGAGUCUGUGCGACCAGUACGGGAGGACUUCAGUCUGAGCAGCAGCGCCCUGAUCGGCCUGCUGGUCAUUGCCGUGGCCAUCGCCACAGUCAUCGUCAUCAGCCUGGUGAUGCUGAGGAAGAGGCAGUACGGCACCAUCAGCCAUGGGAUUGUGGAGGUUGACCCCAUGCUCACCCCAGAAGAGCGCCACCUGAAUAAGAUGCAGAACCACGGCUAUGAAAACCCCACAUACAAGUACCUGGAGCAGAUGCAGAUCUGAGCGGCAGGAAGCAUGCGGCACCCUAGUUAGAAGCUAGGCGGGUAGAAGAAUCCAGCAUUCCGGAUUGACUACAGACCGCCAGUUACCACCAGAAGGUCUCAUCGUACAUCCUGACCUCCUCGCUCAUUAAAACUAUAAAGUACUACUGUAGAAUUACAAUUUCCAUUCUUUUAAAUGGGUGAAAAUUGUUAAUAUAACAAUAUAUGAUAUAUAAACCUUACGUGAAAAAAUGAUCUAUUGCAGAUAUCUGAAGGAUGUAGUUUUCUUUUUUAAAUUAAUCAGAAAUCCCACUUCUGUUGUAUUGUUUCACACCUGCUCUAUAUAAAUGGAAAAUGUUGAUUUUUAAAUGAUAGAUUGUAUAUGCAGGCUGUUUGUUCCAGUUACAUUGUAUAAAUCAACUCUAGGCUCAUUCACUGUCCUAGUUUUUAUUUUAAAAAAAGUGAAAAAGACACAGUAUUCCCUUUUUACACUUUGAGAGAGUCACGGAGAAAUAAGUGGAAUAGGGAACUGUGAAUGACCACUGACAGACAGCAUGUUACUCUGGCUCAGUGCUGUUACAGGAGCACGCUCGGAAGCCCACUGCUUGUACACUGGCCGUGUCUCCAAGGCGAGUCAGGGCAUUUUGUUCUCACAUCUUUUAGCGAGCCUGAUGCAUACAAAUGAGGGUGUCCACUGCUGCUUUUCCUCUAAAUCCAGUUCUUCCACAGCAGCUCGCCUGUAGUUUGUGUCUGACAUUCUUCACCAUGUGUUGUUUACUUACAAUGGCAUUUGCUUUCCACUUCCCCUUCCCACGUAUGUCCACGUGUAUAGUCUCUUCCUCUCGGGGCGCCUGCCUCCAUACCGCUCCGCCUCCCGUCGCCAGCCUCUGCUGUGUGCAGAAGACUAAGAAAGUAAGCAGCUGAGGGCUGGAGGAGCCAGGCUGUCGCUGGGAAGGAGGGUGCUGUCCGCUGUGCACGAAGCUGGAUCUAUAAACCCUGCAGAAAGCUUUGAAGAGUUUUGUUUCCUUCACACAAGUCUUUGUAAUGCUUGUAUAGUUGAUGUUGUUGCUCACAGCUUUUUGUUUUUUUAAUCCUAAAGUUCUGGUAACCAGUGGUGUUUAUUUUGGUUUGUUUUUUCUAAUUUUCUGUAGCUUUUUUUUUUCCUUCCCUUUUGACCCUAUCCAUGUCUCUUCCCACUAUGCACAGAUUAAACUUCACCUACAGACUUCUUAAUAUGAUCUGUGGAGAAUGUACAGAGUUUAAACACAUAAAUAAACACUUUAACUUCCGCCAA
Molecule: messenger RNA, 3472 nt
Organism: Chinchilla lanigera (long-tailed chinchilla)
Lineage: Eukaryota; Metazoa; Chordata; Mammalia; Rodentia; Chinchillidae
Gene: Aplp2
Product: amyloid beta (A4) precursor-like protein 2
Exons: 17
Coding region: 59-2200 (713 amino acids)
Biological process (GO): axonogenesis; central nervous system development
Cellular component (GO): membrane
Molecular function (GO): heparin binding; serine-type endopeptidase inhibitor activity; transition metal ion binding
Source: RefSeq, a predicted model, not a curated record